Suillus plorans is the source of this 513-nucleotide messenger RNA. RefSeq lists its product as uncharacterized. Gene Ontology annotation, cellular component: membrane. NCBI's taxonomy places the organism in Eukaryota, Fungi, Basidiomycota, Agaricomycetes, Boletales, Suillaceae. The annotation marks the transcript as partial. The transcript has a single exon. The record is from RefSeq and is a predicted model, not a curated record. Gene Ontology annotation, molecular function: protein C-terminal S-isoprenylcysteine carboxyl O-methyltransferase activity. Gene Ontology annotation, biological process: C-terminal protein methylation.
AUCUGGGCUAUUGCUUUCACAGAACUAGCUAUCACUACCUUGCACGCUAUAGACCCCAACAUUUUCCCCGACGGGUUACAAACGAUAAUUAGCUCACUUCGAGCGAUUCAAGACGUUUCUGACACUUCCCCUCUCCUUUUCGGCACGGCGCUCAUUGUCAUUGGGGGAUUCAUCCGCUGGUGGUGUUUUCACAUCCUUGAUCAUUUUUUCACAUUCAAGCUCAGUGUCCGCAAAGGACACGAGCUUGUCACAAAUGGACCAUACGGGGCCGUCUGUCAUCCAUUUUACGUGAGAGCUGCCCUGCUGUCAAUUGGCCAGCUCAUAUUGCACGGAUCGCUGUCUUCGUUGGUUAGACGCUCAAGGGGUUUAAACAUACCUGCAUUGAAAGCGAUUGCGGUGGUAGUGCUGAUGGGGAGAAUGAUUGUCAUAGCAAGCCUCGUCCUUAGGAUCAGGCACGAGAUGAAACGGCGAGGUCCAUUUCCAGAGCGGAGUGGGAGAACUGGGCUAAGGUAA